AUGCCUUCGCCACGGGAGCUGGAUCCCAUGCUCCAAACCGAGGGCGACUUGCGCCGGAAGCGGUCCUUGGUUAGGCCGGAACGUGGUCGCGUCGACAGGGACCACCCAAACUAUCACUACCGCAAACAUGCGCAGAACAUGAGUGUCCAGCCCUCGACUACCGGGCACGACCCACUCGCGGAGAACCACGACGAGUCAGAGACGAUCAGCUCGGAGAGUACCGACAUCAAAAGCAUUCAGCGAAGACAGCAACGCAGGGAAGCUGGGAACGGCUAUGGCAACGAAAAGGAUCAUGCACAUGAUGACAAUCGCAAGCUCCAAAGAAGGCCCACGAGAAAAGGCACGUCACAGAUGGAAGCCGAGGAGAAAGCGCGACAGAAAGCUCGCGAUGCUGCGAGACCUCCGAGCAUCUGGAACAUCUACUGCGCUGUCAUCACGUUCUGGGCACCCAACGCAAUUCUCAAGUGCUUUGGCAUGCCUCACAAAGCUCAGGCAAGAGCAUGGAGAGAGAAAAUGGGCUUGAUUAGCAUCAUCAUGCUUUUCUGCACAUUCGUUGGUUACAUCACAUUCGGUUUCACUCAGACCGUAUGCGCUGGUGGAGGACCCAACAGGCUCAGGAUCAACGAAGUGGACAAUGGUUACAUGAUUUUCCACGGAAAAGCCUACGAUCUUUCGCGGUCCAAGCAUCCUUGGGUUCGCGGCAUUCCAAAGGACACCAACGUCGUUUACAGCCUGCCUGAGAAGUAUGGUGGUAUGGAUGGGAGUUUUAUGUUUCAAAACGUGAAUGGCCACUGCAAGAAUUUAAUCACGUUGGCGGAAAACUCUGAUGUCCCCUCUAAAAAUAACGGCAAGGACCUCGCUUGGUACUUUCCAUGCAACGCCUUCAAACAGGAUGGAUCCUCGAAGCCAAAUCUCACGAUUCCUUACUAUCUCGGCUAUGCGUGUCACACCCAGAACACGGCCCGCUCGUCAUUCUAUAAUCUGAGAGACAGUGGCGACGUCUACUUUACUUGGGAUGACAUCAAAAACAAGAGCCGCAACUUGAUGGUUUACAGUGGCGAUGUUCUCGACCUCAAUCUUCUACAAUGGUUCAACACGAGUCAGGUCUCAUAUCCUUCGAGAUUUGACGACCUGCGAAAGAAUUCGAACCUUCGAGGUAGGGAUAUGACACGCUCGUUCUCUUCCCACGAAGACAAGCAGAUUGCGAAAUGUUUUCAGGAAAUCAUCAAGGUUGGCUCCAUCGACACUGAGACGAUCGGCUGCAUUGCCUCCAAGGUCGUUCUUUACGUCUCGCUUGUUUUCAUCUUGUCCAUCGUUGCUGCGAAAUUCUUCCUUGCUCUGGCCUUCCAGUGGGUUCUCUCUAAACGCUACGCGGCCGACAAGUCGACCGUCUCCCAGAAUUCCAAGAGAAGGAAUAAACAGAUCGAAGAUUGGAGUGAAGACAUUUAUCGUCCCCCACCAAAGAUUGCUGACCCAUUAGGGCCAGUGGAUCGCAGCAGCAAACGCGGCAGCAAAUUCUUGCCAAAAACAUCAAGAUUCACGAGCCCUUACGCCAUCGAUUCUGGCAAAUCCAGACCUGCGCCGACUACUAUGGCUAGUCAGAGCUCGACUGCCAAACUAAUGAAUAAUAAUAAUGUGUACAGACAGUCGAACUAUAGUCAAGGUACUCUAGGCUACGACAUGCCAGGAAAUGCUGAAAGUCGAACCAGCUUGAUACUGCCUCCUUCGGGCACUGAUCAAAGGUAUUCCAGCUAUAUGGGCGACUCCGAAGGCCCUGGCCCCGCGGGUUUCGUCCAUGAGUCUGUUGUACCCCAACCUCCCCACGACUGGCAGCCGUUCGGCUACCCUCUUGCGCACGCCAUCUGCUUGGUUACCACCUACUCCGAGGGCGAAGAGGGAAUUCGCACCACGCUCGAUUCCAUUGCUACCACCGAAUACCCGAACAGCCACAAGCUUAUUCUGAUCAUUUGUGAUGGUAUCAUCAAAGGCGCGGGCGAGGAAUUUUCCACUCCUGACAUCUGCCUUGGCAUGAUGAAGGAUCAUGCCGUCUUGCCUGACGAGGUUGAAGCCCACUCGUAUGUGGCUGUCGCGAGUGGAUCGAAGCGCCAUAACAUGGCCAAGAUCUACUCCGGCUUCUACGACUAUGGCGACAACUCGCUGAUCCCCCUGGAGAAGCAGCAGCGCGUGCCGAUGAUGAUUGUCGUCAAGUGCGGGACACCGGACGAGUCCAAGAACUCGAAGCCUGGCAACCGUGGAAAGCGCGACAGUCAAAUCAUCUUGAUGUCUUUUCUUCAAAAAGUCAUGUUUGAUGAGCGGAUGACCGAGCUGGAAUAUGAAAUGUUCAACGGAAUUUGGAAGAUAACCGGCAUCUUCCCUGACUUUUAUGAGAUCGUGCUCAUGGUGGAUGCGGAUACCAAGGUCUACCCGGACAGUUUGACGCAUAUGAUCUCCGCCAUGGUCAAGGAUCCUGAAAUUAUGGGCCUCUGCGGUGAGACCAAGAUUGCCAAUAAACGCCAAUCAUGGGUAUCAAUGAUCCAAGUCUUCGAAUACUUUAUCUCGCAUCACCAAGCCAAGUCCUUCGAGUCUGUUUUCGGUGGUGUGACUUGCUUGCCUGGUUGCUUCUGCAUGUACAGGAUCAAGGCACCCAAGGGCGGGCAAAAUUACUGGGUCCCCAUUCUCGCCAACCCUGACGUCGUGGAGCACUACUCGGAGAACGUUGUGGACACGCUGCACAAGAAGAACCUGCUUCUUCUCGGUGAAGAUCGCUAUCUGUCGACAUUGAUGCUGAAGACAUUCCCGAAGCGCAAGCAAGUCUUCGUCCCUCAGGCCAUCUGCAAGACGGUCGUUCCCGACGAGUUCAAGGUGCUGCUUUCGCAACGUCGCAGAUGGAUCAAUAGUACGGUUCACAACUUGAUGGAGCUCGUGCUCGUCAGAGACCUCUGCGGCACUUUCUGCUUCAGCAUGCAGUUCGUUGUCUUCAUUGAACUUGUAGGAACGCUCGUGCUGCCCGCGGCCAUUUCGUUCACCAUCUACCUGAUCGCGAUUGCCAUCAAGGCAGCCAUCGAGCACACGGCGGCUCCCACGAUUCCACUGGUGCUGCUCGCGCUGAUUCUGGGGCUGCCGGCGGUUUUGAUCGUGCUGACGGCGCACCGGUGGUCGUACGUGGCUUGGAUGUUAAUCUAUCUGAUUUCGUUGCCGGUGUGGAACUUCAUCCUGCCGACGUACGCGUUCUGGAAGUUUGACGACUUCAGCUGGGGCGACACGCGCAAGACGGCGGGCGAGAAGACGAAGAAGGCAGGCAUCGAGUACGAGGGCGAGUUCGACAGCAGCAAGAUUACGAUGAAGCGGUGGACGGACUUUGAGUAUGGUAAGUCACAUGGGCCGGAGAUGAGGGCGCGGUUGGGUUCAUGCACGAAGCCAUUUGCGGGCAGCGACUGA
This is a messenger RNA of Aplosporella prunicola CBS 121167, 3438 nucleotides long. Its product is annotated as glycosyltransferase family 2 protein. The transcript is spliced from 2 exons. Gene Ontology annotation, molecular function: chitin synthase activity. Gene Ontology annotation, cellular component: cell periphery; cell septum. Bases 1 to 3438 code for a protein of 1145 amino acids. The record is from RefSeq and is a predicted model, not a curated record. NCBI's taxonomy places the organism in Eukaryota, Fungi, Ascomycota, Dothideomycetes, Botryosphaeriales, Aplosporellaceae.